GAACUCUGAACACACGAUUCAUUGGGCAAUUCCUUUCUAUUUCCGCGACAAGAUCGAUACUCUAGGAUGAUAGUACGGGAUCUAGCCUGAUGUCAGAGGGGGUCUAUUCUCCGCGACAUGAGUUGGCGAAGACUCUAGAAGAACGCCAGACUAAGCCAUAUUCACAACAACACGAAUCAUGUCAGGCUUCACCGCACUCAACGUUGAGCCUGAGGAUGCCUUCGAAGAGGAGAUCGAUGAUACGAAGGAGAUUCAACUCGAAGAAGCCUUCAAGCUCUAUCAGAAUGCCUUGAAGCUCCAUUCGCAAGGCCCGGAAUACUUCGAAGAGGCUCUUGCUGCCUACAAAGAAUUACUACAGUCCGAAAUAUUCAAAUUACCAGAAAUCAUCUCCGAAUACACCCACGAUGAAAAUGAGGACGACCAGGCAACAGAGGUUGCUCAGCCCGAUGCUGCUACAGUGCCACUUCUCCCGAGUAGCGCUGCCGAAAGUUCCGCGAGUUCUAUACCUCAGCUACUCUAUCUCGCCUACAAGAACAGGGGCCAGUUUGUUUUGGAUGUGGCCCAUCAUGAACUUCCUGCCAAGAGAGGCUCCAGGGCUGAAUUGUGCCGAUAUUACGCCAAGCCAUGCAGUGAAAGCAUCGCAGAUUUUGCCAGGGCUCUUGAACGCGACGACGCCGAUCUAGAUCUGUGGAAGCGGUCUGCGCGUGUUGCGGACGUUCUGUCAUCACAAAGAAUAGCUCGCUUCUGCCUGGAGAGUGUCCUGGCAGGUGAUGAUGAAGACGCCGAGCAAACCAUUGAUGUGUCGGGUCUGGAUGAAGCGUUCGCAGCUGGUGAGCUCGAGAAAGUGGUCGAAGUCUUAGAAGAUGACCUCAGCCGCUUGCGAAGCUCAAAUGUCAAGGUCAAGGAUCCCCUGUUGGCUGCACUGCGGAAGACGAAUGACCCUUAUUCCUUCCUUCCCAAGCGUGCGCAGAGCCUCGAGUACCUUGACGACCGGUACAGACCCCUAAGCUUCGGAGUAGCCGCAGUUCCUUUGCGCCCAAUUGCAGGCGAUUUUUUCCCUCUUGGACGUGCGAUCCAGCAGGUGAUUUCGGACAUUCUAGACGGCCCUACCACUCUUGGGUCAGCAACAACCGUCACAGUCUCCUUACCAGACACGCAACUGGACCAUCACGACAUAGAGAUGAGCUUCCCAAAUGCAGAGACGAGCAAUGAACAAGGUCACGCGCUAUCGGGCAAAAACUUGGAGAUUAAGGGUGCUCCGGAAGCUGUUGCCAACGACGUGGCCAUGGUUGAAUCUCCUCAUCAAGAGAGUCCAGCGGAUGCGAAUGCGCAGAUCGGGGAACAUGAUCACGAUGGAGCUGACGAGGCCGUUGAUGAGAGCACGAUUGAAGUUCGCACUGCUCCUUCCCGGCUGCCAGAAGACACACUUCAAAUACCUAGGAAGCGAUCUGCAACUGCAGCUGGAAACGAAGAACUAGAAGGCCGUACAAAGAGCAAGAGACUACGCGCAAGAGAAUCUUUGGCUGAAAUAACCGCACAUGAAGAUGAAGUGCAACCUGAAGACCCACAACAUUUCCAGGACCAAUUGGUGACGUACGAACAGGCCGACCAGGCGGCUUUUGAUGUUGCCAACUCUUUGCUUGCAAAGUUCAAUCUGAAGAUCUACCUUUCUGCCGUGGAAGCCAGACAAGUAUUCUGGCAAGGCAGCCAAGACAACGACGCUGAGGGUGGAAAUCGCAUGCCCGAAGAUGACCUGAUUUUGCUUGGGGAUCUCAAAAUGGCCUUGAAAAACUGGUCAGAUGAGAAAAGUCAGGCUCUUAUCCAGGGGCACGGCAAUCAAGACUUUCCUGAAGGCUCGACAGGCAUGUCUUUGUUUCUUCAGCACUCAAAAGCUACCAGCGCGAGGCGAGCUUUACCCCCGGCAGGUUCCAACGAAUACGCGUUCUCCUCGACAGUCAAGUAUAUCAACGCACAACCAACGAACAUCUACGAUGCUGCUUAUCAAUGGUUGUUCUCGGCGUUGGUCACUGGGGAAGACUCCGACUGCCGCUUUGUGUCUUCCUACAUGAGAGAAUCAUGGUCUGAAGAAUUGAAACAGACAGUGGUCCAAUUGGCCAUGGCUAUAGAUUCCUAUCUAUUAGAGACUUUGCGCCAGAGUCAUUCAUCUCUCGCUGCGGACAAGCUGGUAGAAGCCGGUGUGAAGAACCCCUGCAUUACGCGGUUCUUCGAGUUCGUGCAGACUCUUUUCGAGAUACACAUAGAAGUCCACUCAGCAAUCAACAGUCCCGGUGGUACAGCAAAGGACGAAGUUCGAAUUGCGCAGGGCGACCGCCUGCGAAGAUGGGCAAACCUUGCUGACGACUUCAUGCAAUUAUACCUCGACCGCGCUGAGAAGCCGGAAUUGACUGAUACUUUGAUCUUACGCUUUAUCUGGGCAUCCACGACCCACGCCACUUUGGCGGAAGAAGUUGAUAAGAAUCACGUUGCGUUGUGCUUGGAGGAUCUGAAAGCAAUCUUGGAAAGAGCUGGCGCAAAUCCAAUCUAUCUGCCCAACAACAACGCCAUGCCUGUGAUCUCAACGGCAGCUAUUGACCAAGAAAUCUCGCGGUUGAGCACCCUGGACUUCUUCACAAGUGUGUUUGACAGUGACAACAGUGACCCUGUGGCGGUGAUAGAGAAAUUGGAACCAAUCCUUGAGCCACCGUCGGGAGUGUUCGACACCCAUACUUCGGGGCCCGGCACUUCUAGUGGACAUACUGCACAGGCCCAGCAAUUGAUGAAGUUCUUGGAGUCUGGCAACGCUGGUCUGAAACUGUUCCUCUGGAAACGCCUUCAAACCGCCUACACUGCAAUAUCAUAUCCGCCAAAAGUGGUUUCCUGCCUUCUCCGAGGAAUUGAGACGAGCUUCAACGAGUUGUGCACAACCCGGCAUCUAGAACUCGAUGAACCCGACCGUCACAUCUCAAUGCUCAAGUGGCUACGGGAUAUUGACGAGCUCAUGCUGAAGGUGGUUAUCAAGCUGGUCAACGAAUCUAAUGCUUUCGAAUGUGUCGAUGAAGCGCACUUGCUUUCAGCGCUAAGUGCUGUCACUGGCAUUGUCAGACUGCUUCAUGGAUUUGUCGUCUAUGAAGACUCCGUAAGAGUCGGACAAACAACUGGACCACAACUCAAAGGUGCGGCGUCGUUCAAGCUAUACGACAAGAGCAAGGAUCGCUUCAAGGAAAUGUUGGUCCGUGCGUGGACAUUGCAGUAUCUCCUUCUGAAAGAAGCAACAGAGCAGGAUCCGGCUGCAUACUCAAGAGCAACUGACGACUUAGCAGAGUACCUCGGAAGUGUCCAUCAUAUGCUCGGCAUAAGGCAUUAUUGCAAAUAUGGCAACAAGUCCUUCCUCAAGCUCGCAAAGAGUGAGUUGGGCGCUCUCAAAACCCAGCAGGAUUAUUCGGCAGACAUGUCUCAAGUACUUUUUGACCUCUACCAGCUGCACUUCAUCACAGGUAUCGGAGAUCGCAACCAUGGAUGUCCCACUGAAAAUAUGGACAAGAAGACUGCAGCGGCGCUGAUACCGAUCAUCAUGCAAUAUGUGGGUCAGCUUAACAUGAAAGAUAUACUCAAGAGUGAGCUCAAGGGCACCAUUGAGAAGAUACAGUCAGCGUUAGGAGUGGUGAAGAGUACUCCGGCAGUUUCUCACAAUAAGCGAAUCAUCUCGGCGUACCUGAAGUCAACCAUCAACGCAAAUGAUCUUUAUCAGUCUGUCCGCGGCAUUGGUGAUCUUCAGACACGACCUGUACAGAAUGACACACAGAGUGCUGCCAGCCAGGGAUGGUACUUUCUACUUGGCUACUUGGCUCUCGCGAAAUACAAAUCAAUCAAACGGGUUCAGCCCACCCCCACGGAUGAUCUAGAUGUCGCCGCCGCCUUCUUCCGGCAGGACUUGGAUCAUGACAUCGAUAAAUGGGAGACCUGGUACCGACUUGCUCAAGUGUAUGAGGCUAAGAUUGAGGACGAUCUGAUCUGGAACUCAACGAAACUCAACGACUCGAGAGGCGACAUUGCACUUCUUGAGCGUCAAACGGUACACUGUUAUAUCAUGGCGACCGCUUUGGCGUUACGGAUCGCCGACGACAAGACACAAACAGCACAGAAAGUAGAAGAGAUGUUUGCAGAAUUCGGAACUCGCUUGUAUGCAUCUUCCAGACCUCCUUUAAACAUGGAAGCUUUUAGGACCGACAAAAAUGUGCGACAUAUGAGCAGCAUCGUCGAUCAAACAAUGUCGAAGCAGCCAUACUACAAGCCUAUCAGCCAAUAUACACUUUGGCAUUUUGCGGAAUAUCUUCUUAGCAGGAAGUUCACUGACAAGCCAAAGCCGUGGAUGACCCACUAUACGCGCGCCAAAUGCUUGUGGAAGAUGUUUCAGAGUCCAGAAAAUCGCGACCGCAUUUCUCCGGAAGAUGUCGUGGAUACCAUAGUUGAGGCACUCGGUGCUCUGCCGAAGAAAGAAAAGUCAAACGAGCCGGUGUUGGAGCCGCACUACAAGAUCGUUUCGAUUGUUCACAAGAUGGUGAAACGCCGUGUCAUCACACCAACCCUGGGCCGGGAGUAUCUGCAAGCGACCCGCUAUGCCCAUGGAAUCCAUCUCUCUGAUGAUGAAGAAGGGGUCGAGUGGGAGUCCUACGUGCUCGACAUCUUACACAAGCUGGAACAUGCUGAUAAGUCGAAUUGGCAUCAUAGAAUCACGGCUCGUGCUGCCCAUGUGUUAUACGACGAAGACCCUACCGUUGCGAAUGCUCUAGGGGCCAAGUACGAGUUCACAAAACAGAUCUUUACCAAGACCAUGACCAUACAAGUCUGGAAGCCGGAGUUUGAACGCCCUGGAAGACAUUAUGUCUACACCAGUCGGUACGUAACAUUCUUCGCUCAUCUACUCGAGCAAUUGGGUGACCGCGUUAAUCUGGAUCAAUUGGUUCGUCGCAUUCGCCGGAAGACGACCGAUUUCCUCGAUCAUGCCAAAAUCUGGGAAGAAGUCGUAACAGCAUUUGUCCGAUCUCUGCGACGCCUUGGCAAGAUCCCAGAAGGGAAGGAGAGAUUGGUGUUUGACGGCAUGAAUCACGAGGAGUUCACCAAAAAAUCCGAGCAACUGGAGAAAUGGUCGCACGAACCUGAUACGUCCUCGGUAUAUCUAGACAUCAUGAAAGAUGGGAUUGACCUGAAGCGGCUGAACAACAGCUUGAUGAAAGGACCUACGAUUGACGACCUGAUCGGUGACUCGUACGCGUGCCUUUAUGAGGAGUAUGUGAGGCAACUGCCCGCAGAAGAACAACCACAACCACAGCCGCCUGUCCUACCUCAAGGUACCUUCAUCAACAUGACCACCGACGUCGCGCAGCCCGCUGAGGACGACGCCGAGCGGGCUCGUCUGAACGAUCUCCUUCGAGCUCAAGGUGAUGGCGCUGCCGACGGGCCUCUGUCAGUCUCGAUUUCGGCACCGGUUGGCCUCGGUCUGCAAAAUCCUCCCCAACAGUUGCAAAGUGCCGCUGUACAGCUCGAUGCUGCACCUCGCGCUCCUGCUAGGCCUGGACGUGUAAAGACUGUCACUAGGCGUGAAAUCCAGCGCAAGGCCGAAGCAGCGAUAGUCAAGCCGCCACCCAUUAAGACGCCAAUCUUGGGCAAAAGACCGAUUGUGGAGAUACCUUUGAGGGUUGGACAGGAUUCGCCCCUCGACAAGCGUCUCUUGGAAGCUAGAGACGGCGAUGCGAAUGGAAGCAAGGCUAGUUCGCGAAGAGGCAGCAUCCAAGAUAGUGCGGAUGGCGAAGCUGACGAGGAGGAAGAUUCUGGCAGCGAUCUUUCUGAGCUCGGGGAGAUGGAUAAUGAGAAGAAGCAGCUGAUGACCGAGCUUCAGAAGGCCAGCGAGCGGGCUGAAGAAGAAGAAGAAGCUGAUGACGCCGGCGAUGAUCAGGACGACGCUGCUGGGGAUGAUGGUGAGGAUGGUAGCGGCGAGGAUGAUGAUCAGCAGGAAGAAGAAGAAGAAGAAGAAGCGGAAGAGGAAGAUGUUGAUGACGACGAUGCUGGUGGUGGUGGUGAUGACGAUGAAGAAAUGGUCGAUGCAGGAGACCAGAUCGAAAUCAAAGACUCGCAAGAAAAUGCCGGCGAAGGAGAGGUUCAGGAUUAACGUCGUCAUACUACUGGGUUCACUGGUGGGAAGGCUGAUUGUAUAUGUCUGCUCAGGCCCUGAAUCUCGCACGGCGUUCACAGUUUCAAUGUCCACACAUUAAAGACAGCUUCAUACCAGGUUAAAUUCCUCCUAGAA
Exophiala xenobiotica is the source of this 6304-nucleotide messenger RNA. RefSeq lists its product as uncharacterized. Lineage: Eukaryota; Fungi; Ascomycota; Eurotiomycetes; Chaetothyriales; Herpotrichiellaceae. The coding region runs from base 179 to 6166 and encodes 1995 amino acids. The record is from RefSeq and is a predicted model, not a curated record. Gene Ontology annotation, cellular component: HIR complex; nucleus. The transcript has a single exon. Gene Ontology annotation, biological process: chromatin organization. Gene Ontology annotation, molecular function: nucleosome binding.